AUCCCUUAUUCUCCCAAACGAAAAACCCAAACCACCUCUGUGCAAGCAAAAUUAACCGCAACCAAUCAACCCUCAUGGCCAGUAACGGCGAAAGCUCUUCAGCAACGCCUCAAUCGACGGCCGAUAAGCCUGUGAUCGUUAGGGUUAAGCGCAAAAUCUCCCAGUCUCGUCUCGAUGCUUUCUGGCUCGAAAUCAAUGAGCGACCUUUGAAGCGACCUUUUUCUGAUUUUCAGAAUCUAUCGAUAUCGGAAUCGCCCCAAAAAGAGGAGUUGAAGAGUAAGAAGGUAUUUGUGCAGCAUGUUGAUACAGUUGAAAGCUCUCGGGAUACAGUUGAUAUUGUUCAAUCUUUUAUACCAAAUUCUGGUAAGAAAAGGAGUCAGGAAGGAGGGCGCCCUCAGAAAACUGAUUAUAGGCAACAACAGCUAUCAAAAUCCAUCCAAAAGCAAGAGGUAAUUGCAAAAAAUGCUCGUUUUGAACAAAUAUGGAGGAGCAGAAGAGGUAAAAAAGAGGCGGUUGAUGAAAUGUGCCAUUUCUAUGAUGUUGUUCGUGUUGAUGUUGAGGAAAAGUAUAAUAACAUGCAAUUUGAAGAGAGAUCCUUGGAGGAUCAAAAGCUUUUGUCAAGUUAUUUGCCUUUAUUGAAAAAGUACAUCCCUGAAGCUGUUGCCGGAAUUGAAUCUGAUAUGCGAGAAUAUGUGUUUGGAAAAGAACAAUAUGUGUAUGACUACUACACUGUGAAGGAUGACCAUGAUUUAGAUGAGGAUGCGGCUUCAAAUCCAUUCCCACUGGUGCAGGUGGAUGAUGAGGAUUUCUAUGAUGUGCCAUAUGAGUCAGAAUACGAUAGCGAAGAUUCAAAUGCGGAAGAUAAUCCAAGAAAUGAUUAUCCUGAUGAAUUAUCUGACGAGGAGGAAGAGGAUGAAGAUGAAGAUGAGGAUGAGGAGAGUAAAUCAUCUAGCAGUAUCAAGUCUUCAGAAGUUGGGAGCCUGGGAGGCUAUGAUGAAGACCUAUAUGAAGUUGAUUCAUGUGAUGAUGAUUAUCUUGGUCAUGGAAAUAGUGAUGACGAUACUGAUGGUGCAGAUUGGAGAUGGUCUUACAGGUGAAAUAUGAACUUAGUUGGCAAGCAGAUUUAAUUGUUUGGAGAUCAUGUUAGAUGAUUUUGUUUUAUGUUAAACUCUGUUCAUAAUUAGAUCCAAAAGACCUCACCUUAAUAGGAUUCGUAGUAUGAAUUAAUCAUGACAAUGCCAUGAUAAGAUACAUGGUUACUUGAGCAGCUUCCAAAGUUUGUGAAUUUAUGGAUG
This is a messenger RNA of Hibiscus syriacus, 1295 nucleotides long. Its product is annotated as RNA-directed DNA methylation 4. The record is from RefSeq and is a predicted model, not a curated record. The transcript has 10 exons. Bases 75 to 1097 code for a protein of 340 amino acids. Lineage: Eukaryota; Viridiplantae; Streptophyta; Magnoliopsida; Malvales; Malvaceae.